CCCGACGCCUCGCUCUGUGUGUCGCUGCCUUGCCGAACAGUGAAUAUUCAGUGAGGAAAAGAGAGGGAGUCACGCUAAAUACCCAGGUGACUUAUCUAAUCGUAACGCAAGGCUAAGGGAACAGUGUGUGCGGGGCAAGGUGCGGACCAGGCAGCAUACGGGAGGUGCCUCUCCAGUAGGUACAGCGUAAAUACGUCAGUCGUCAUUCACCGCCUGCUGCUGGAAGUGGACGGCCGCGACGGUCUUUUAAAAUGAAGGCGGUGACGUUAUGUUUGGUGGGUGCUGUCUUGGCUGGGGGCGUCCUGGGAGACCUGAAGCCCCCUGAGAAGUCCUACAAGAUCCUUAUGCUCCUUCCAAUGUCUUCUAAAAGCCACAGAAACGUGUUUAUGCCCCUGGCCGAGGCUCUGGCUAACCGCGGACACAAGAUAGUGAUGGUGAGCGGCAUGCCACCUGCCUCCAAACACCCCAACAUCCUGGAGAUCAACCACGGGAUGCAACACAUGAACGAAGGCACCAAGAACAUGUUUGACCUUAGGAAGGGUAAAGGAAAAGACCUGGACAUGUUUAAGGUGAUGCUACCAUCAAUGGCCCACGACAUGUACAAGCUGCCAGCCAUCAAGGAACUUUACGACAAAAGGAAAGAUUUUGACCUCAUUGUUAUCAACCACAUGUUCAACGAGUUCGCCUACCCGUUCGCGCACGAGGUUCCCUUCAUCACGGUGGCCACGCCCGGGAUGGACUUCCGCCAGAGUGCCGUGCUGGGCAACGUGCUCAAUCCCGCCUACGUGUCCAACAUGAUGGUGAACUUCGCCACCCCCAUGUCCCUCUUGGACCGCGCCCGCAACACAUUCAUGCACUUCUGGAUGCCAUUCUUCUGGAGGAAGUGGGCUGUGGUGCCGCUCAUACAGAAAGAGAUCUCAGCCCACUUCCCCGACCUGCCGCCGCUGCUGGAGAUCGAGAGGAACCAGAGUCUGACCCUGAUGAACACUCACUUCAGCAUCACCACGCCGGUGCCUCUCCUGCCUUCACAGAUAGAAGUGGGCGCCAUGCACUGCCGCCCCGCCAAGCCGCUGCCGCAGGACCUGGAGGCGUGGAUCGCGGGCGCAGGCUCAACAGGCGUCAUCUACUUCAGCCUGGGCUCCAUCGCCCGCGGAGAAACCAUGCCGCCUCAGUACCGCCAAGCCUUCGUGGAGGCCUUCCGCAGACUGCCGCAGCGGGUGCUGUGGAAGUACGAGGGGGAGCUGGAGGGCCUGUCUGACAACGUGAGGCUCAGCAGCUGGCUGCCCCAGCAGGACGUCCUGGGUCACCACAAUGUGAAGGUGUUCAUCUCCCAUGGCGGCCUGCUCAGCCUGCAGGAGUCUGUGUACCACAACACGCCCCUCCUCGUCCUGCCCAUCUUCGGGGACCAGCCCAAGAACGGCAUGUUCGUGGAGAACUCUGGCCUGGGCCACAUGUUGGUGUGGGAGGAGCUCACCGCUGACAGCAUCGUGGACGCCCUCACCGACAUCGUCAGCAGCCCAAGGUUCAAGGACAAGGUGGGCGCCAUGUCGGCGUCCUUGAGGGAUCAGCUGACGACGCCGCAGGAGCGCGCGGUGUUCUGGACGGAGUACGUGAUCCGCCAUCGUGGGGCGCCCCAGCUGAGAUGCCCCGGCGCCCAGCUCUCCUGGGUGGAGUUCCUCAUGCUGGACGUGCUGGGCCUCCUGCUGCUGGCGCUGCUGCUGCUGCUGCUCCUCGCACGCCGACUUCUGCGUGCUGUCUCCGCCGCACUCUUCGGUAGCGGCGGCAAGAAGAAGAAGAGGGACUAGCGAGUCUAUUAUCAUCGCAGUCCUCAGCGGCGGCGGUGGCGGCGAUGGCAUGAAUAUGAGGAACUAAUGUGUCGAGAAAUUUAGACUUAAUAGUAGGUUUAAACCCUUUUUUUAUGUGCUGUGAUUGUUGUAAAGAAAACAAUAGUGACAACUCUGAUGUGAUUAAAAGUUUCUUCCUAUGAAA
This is a messenger RNA of Portunus trituberculatus (swimming crab), 1989 nucleotides long. Its product is annotated as UDP-glycosyltransferase UGT5-like. NCBI's taxonomy places the organism in Eukaryota, Metazoa, Arthropoda, Malacostraca, Decapoda, Portunidae. The record is from RefSeq and is a predicted model, not a curated record. The transcript has 8 exons. Gene Ontology annotation, molecular function: UDP-glycosyltransferase activity. Bases 252 to 1805 code for a protein of 517 amino acids.